Mytilinidion resinicola is the source of this 1066-nucleotide messenger RNA. RefSeq lists its product as uncharacterized. Lineage: Eukaryota; Fungi; Ascomycota; Dothideomycetes; Mytilinidiales; Mytilinidiaceae. The transcript is spliced from 2 exons. Bases 464 to 661 code for a protein of 65 amino acids. The record is from RefSeq and is a predicted model, not a curated record.
AGCUCCUGUUGAUACAUGCACUACUUUCUUCGCACGAUUUCAAUCGAUAUUUCGUGAAAGCUGGCUGAUACAGGGGGUGGUCUCUGUUUGGGCGCCUUCAAUGAUACUCGUACUGUCUUCGUAGUCUCGUAAAAGGCAACCAGAAAGUGUCCGGUUCGCAAAGCUAUGUUGCCGCUGCGCCAUCCCGCCCUUCAUAUCAGGCAUGUUUUCCACGCAAUCAAGACUCUCGAAGCAUCUUGCGUCCAGACUUUUCUCAGGGCGCUCCGCAGCUUGCAAACCUGCCUCCAUCGGCCCAUGACUGGCAUUUCUAGCGCCACAGCGCUAUAAGUCCCUACUGGCCUCAGGGCAGCCUUAUUGAGCAAAAGACACUUGGAACGUCAUACACGUUUCUCAUUACCUGGAAAGCUCAGGGGACUCAUUGAUCGACCACAGCCAUAUUUCUUUCACAUGUUGAGAGUCUGUUAUGCUUGAGGUAGAUUGUGCGAAGCGAAAGGCUGAUGGUGGAUGGUUCGACGAGUCGCACCUUGCGUUUGCCUUCACCUCUAUCAAGGCUAGAGGUCUAGUGAUUUUCGGUACACAUCUAAUGAUCCUCGUGACACACCUCCAAUGGAAUGGCGCAGCUUCGGGCCCUUCGGUAACGAUCCCUGGUAUGCAUCCCUGAUGAAGUGUCCUUGGUUUGAUGAUGCACCGUUGGUGGACGCGCCUUGGGUGCACCCUUCGGCAAUGCACACUUUGUCCGAGCGGCAACCCAUUCUAUUGGAGUACGUGUCUUAAGUCAAUCUCUAGUACCAUCACGCAACCGAGGCGAUGGUUGAGUCCAUAGGAGCAGCUGCUUGCCUACUCCACAGAUAUCUAGAGACUAGAUCUUUCUCGAAGUGGCAUCAAGUCGAGUGCAGAGUGGAUCUUGCAUGCGACGCCGAUUUUUCAGGCGUUGACCGCCGCUGAUGCUCGGCUGGAUAUGAUUCCUCUCGCGCCGCCACCGCGGGGUACCGGAGCGGCUGGGAUGGCGCUGGCGGGGCCAACGCCAUGUGUUGCCUUGAGUGAAAACUGUGAACGGAAAUCCAGG